AUGGUAGAAGGACUCAUCUCAGCUGCUGUUGCGCUUCUGUCUCUUGCAGCCUGGAUCGCACCCGACACUUCUGAUGAAGUUGCGGGGGCCCCCGUGGUAUCUGCCCUCUUGGUGGCUCUGCUGUCGUUGAGAAGCGGUGGCGUUGAGGAGACUGCCUCUUCUCUCGCCGUCGUCACGGCCGAGGAGGAAUAUCUGCUUCGCCAUCGCAGCUGUUGUGAGCUGGAGGAGAAAGUGCUGCGGCUCUGA
Molecule: messenger RNA, 246 nt
Organism: Eimeria mitis
Lineage: Eukaryota; Apicomplexa; Conoidasida; Eucoccidiorida; Eimeriidae
Exons: 2
Coding region: 1-246 (81 amino acids)
Source: RefSeq, a predicted model, not a curated record